Molecule: messenger RNA, 1797 nt
Organism: Capronia epimyces CBS 606.96
Lineage: Eukaryota; Fungi; Ascomycota; Eurotiomycetes; Chaetothyriales; Herpotrichiellaceae
Product: bifunctional purine biosynthesis protein ADE17
Exons: 4
Coding region: 1-1797 (598 amino acids)
Biological process (GO): 'de novo' IMP biosynthetic process
Cellular component (GO): cytosol
Molecular function (GO): phosphoribosylaminoimidazolecarboxamide formyltransferase activity; IMP cyclohydrolase activity
Source: RefSeq, a predicted model, not a curated record
AUGCCCUCGCAGAAAAUUGCCAUCCUGUCUGUCUAUGACAAGACAGGCCUUCUCGAUCUCGCCAAAGGUCUGAUCCAGAAUAAUGUUCGUCUCUUAGCCUCCGGGGGCACAGCAAAGCUGAUCCGGGAAGCUGGCUUUGACGUCGAAGAUGUCUCCGCCAUCACCAAUGCCCCCGAAAUGCUCUCCGGCCGCGUCAAGACCCUCCAUCCGGCAGUACACGCAGGUAUCUUGGCACGAGACCUCGCUUCGGACGAGAAAGACCUUGCCGACCAGAACAUCAACAAAGUCGACUACGUCGUGUGUAACCUGUACCCGUUCAAGAACACUGUUGCCAAGGUCAACGUCACCAUCCCUGAAGCCGUGGAAGAGAUUGACAUUGGCGGUGUCACCUUGAUCAGAGCUGCCGCAAAAAAUCAUACCCGAGUCACCAUCCUCAGCGACCCCCAUGACUAUCCCAUCUUCCUGCAGGAGCUCGAGAAGGGUGACAUCCCGGCAGAAACGCGGCAGAGGUACGCUCUCAAGGCAUUCGAACACACCGCCGACUACGAUGCUGCCAUCGCCGAUUUCUUUCGCAAGCAAUAUGCCGGGAAUGGAGUCCAACAGCUUUCGCUACGCUAUGGCGCAAACCCUCACCAGAAGCCUGCUGCCGCCUUUGUUCGAGAUGGCAACCUUCCCUUCAAAGUUCUGGGCGGGUCUCCAGGAUACAUCAACCUGCUUGACUGCCUCAACGCUUGGCCACUGGUCAAGGAGCUCAAGCAAGCACUUGGGCUACCAGCGGCAGCCAGUUUCAAACAUGUCUCGCCCGCCGGUGCUGCUAUUGGCGUGCCGUUGACCGGCACAGAACGAAAGGUAUACAUGGUUGAUGACAUUGACGGGAUUGAGAGUUCCGGCCUCGCGCAAGCAUAUUCCCGCGCCCGCGGUGCAGAUCGCAUGUCCAGCUUCGGCGACGUCAUUGCACUCUCCGAUACCUGUGAUGUACCGACUGCGAAAAUUAUCUCUCGAGAAGUUUCUGAUGGUGUCAUUGCGCCUGCCUACGAACCUGCGGCAUUAGAGAUCCUCAAGAAGAAAAAGGGGGGCAAGUACCUCGUCCUCCAGAUGGACGAGGCCUACGAACCGCCUUCUCAAGAAACUCGGACAGUCUACGGCGUUACCCUCACUCAGGGACGCAACGAUGUCAAAAUCUCACCCACCAAGACAUUCAACUCUGUCAUCCGCCCAAAGAAUUCCCCCAAAUUGUCUGACUCGGCAUUACGCGACCUCACUAUCGCGACGAUCGCCGUGAAAUACACACAAUCCAACUCUGUCUGCUAUGCCUUCAAUGGGCAAGUUAUUGGUUUGGGCGCCGGUCAACAAAGUCGUAUCCACUGCACCCGACUGGCCGGAGACAAGGCUGAUAACUGGUGGAUGCGCUUCCACGAGCGCACUCUUUCAAUAUCAUGGGCCAAAGGUAUCAAGAGACCGGAGAAGUCCAAUGCCAUCGAUAUGCUAUGUUCAGGCCAAGUGCCACCCCAGAGCGAAUUCGAGACCAAGGACUACGAGCGCAGUUUUGCCGAAGGCUCUGUUCCGAAACCGUUCACCCCGGAAGAGCGCCGAGAAUGGCUGUCGAAGCUCAGCGAAGUCGCCGUAUCAAGUGACGCCUUUUUUCCAUUUGUCGACAACGUUUACCGAGCGGCCAGGAGCGGUGUCAAAUAUAUUGCUGCCCCUACAGGUUCGCAGAAUGACGGUGCGGUCUUCGAUACAGCGGAGAACUUGGGAAUUACAUUCAUUGAGCAGAGCACCCGCCUCUUCCAUCACUAG